Rhineura floridana is the source of this 2698-nucleotide messenger RNA. It is a transcript of the gene RAB21, whose product is annotated as RAB21, member RAS oncogene family. Gene Ontology annotation, biological process: Rab protein signal transduction. The coding region runs from base 385 to 1065 and encodes 226 amino acids. The transcript is spliced from 7 exons. Lineage: Eukaryota; Metazoa; Chordata; Lepidosauria; Squamata; Rhineuridae. Gene Ontology annotation, molecular function: GTPase activity; GTP binding. The record is from RefSeq and is a predicted model, not a curated record.
GCGGCGGCUUCCAAAAAACUUAACAAAAAUCUUCCUCCUUUCCUCCUCGCCCUCUCCUGCUUUUGCUUUUUUGGGGCGGGGCUUCUGAUAGCCCGAGCAUCAACAGCCAGCGGCCUGUCGCGUGACUACACGCCGUGUGACGUAGGAGGAAGAAGAAGACGCCAUUAGAGAGAAUCUGAGUGAGCUGCCCUGGUAUAGGAAAGUGAGUUUCACUUUCCUUCAGUGACCCUUCCUCCCUUCACCCCCACUUCGCGUUUGCGUGCGGCCUCGCUGCUUUUCGUUUUGGUUCAGUCCGGUCCUUCCUCGGCGCCCCGCGUUAGGAGUUGAGCGGGGUGUGGCUGUCGCUGAUGUGAGGCCGCGGCAGCGGUGGCCACUUCGCUGCGGAUGGCGACGGCAGCGGCGGCUUCUGGCGCAGGAAGCGGCACUGCUGGCGGGCGAACCUUUUCCUUCAAGGUGGUUCUCCUCGGGGAAGGCUGCGUGGGGAAGACCUCGCUGGUUCUCCGCUACUGCGAGAACAAGUUCAAUGACAAGCACAUCACCACCCUCCAGGCAUCUUUUCUAACAAAGAAGCUAAAUAUUGGGGGAAAAAGAGUAAACCUUGCAAUAUGGGAUACAGCAGGGCAAGAAAGGUUUCAUGCACUGGGACCCAUUUACUACAGAGACUCUAAUGGAGCUAUUUUAGUGUAUGAUAUAACAGAUGAAGACUCUUUCCAGAAGGUAAAAAAUUGGGUCAAAGAAUUAAGAAAAAUGUUGGGAAAUGAAAUCUGUCUAUGCAUAGUUGGUAACAAAAUAGAUUUGGACAAGGAAAGACAUGUCUCUAUUCAAGAAGCAGAAACGUAUGCAGAAUCGGUAGGAGCAAAACACUAUCACACAUCAGCCAAACAGAACAAAGGCAUAGAAGAACUCUUUCUUGACCUGUGUAAAAGAAUGAUAGAAACUGCACAAGUCGAUGAGAGAGCACGAGGCAAUGGUUCCAGUCAGUCAGGAACUUCAAGGCGGGGAGUACAGAUAAUUGAUGAUGAACCAGCAGUUCAGAGCAGUGGAGGCUGCUGCUCAUCUGGCUAAUUGUAUAAGACUGUGUUUCUUGCCCCCUUAGCAAAGACUGCCAUAUUCAAAGUCUCAUUCUUUAUCAGUGGAGAAUCGGAAUUAACAGUAUUCAAAAUCAUUUCUAACCAUUCAGUACCAUUAAGUGCUAAACUAGUGGAGUAUGUGACCAGAGAAUUGGCGUUUUCUACAAUGGUUAACAAAGCAAACCAACGGCCUUUUUACAUAUUUCUUCAAUAAUGAAUAAUAUUGCAUGUGGAAAAGACUUAUGGCUUCAUUUAUAUUUUAAAUGAGAUCAUUAUUUAAUAACUUAUAUACACGAUUGGAAUGAGACAUUUUUGCAGCCCUUUGUAUUUUGUGGUAGAUUGAACUGUAUCACUUCAAAAUUGCAACCUAGGUUUUUUUUAAUUAGCAGAUACCUGAAUACUAUUUUUGCAGGGUUCGUAUCAACCUAUAACUGUCUGACUACUUUGAUAUAUUCGUUCUGUACUCCAUGCUGGUGAAAAUAAAUUGUAAAUUACAUAUUAAAUAUUUUAUCUGCUUUGACAAGUGCAGGUGCAGAAAUAUGCACAUUAGUCUUGUCAGUGAUUGUGAAGUGAGUUAACAGUUGAUGAAAAAAACAAAUUUCAUUAUCUACUGUUCAUUUUUCCCUUGCUACAUUAUGACCAUUCUUGCUUGCUCUGAAGUUUACAUAUUUUUGGGCAAACUUUCUGGCAAGUAUUGGUCUCUAUAACACGUUAGGUCCAAACAUCUACUUGGAAUAUUGUAAACUGUUGCUACACUUAAAUCUACUAAUAGAAGUUUGACAUGCCUAAAAUACGCUUUAGCUGCUUUUGUCACACAGGAAAUGAACCAUAGGAACUGAUAAUCACUAAACAAGAGCUGAUAACAAAACUUCCGUUCUUAUAUCGUUGCUUUCUCGUGUCAAAUUGUUCUCCCAGUUAACGAAAUUAAGUAAAAAAUAAUUUGGCUGCAAUAUUUUUCUUUUCUCUACAGGCCAGUGAAAUUGUUAGGAACACCAUAUGUAAAUCCACUUGGUUUUUCAAUUGGAGGGGUUUCAAAUAACUAAGUAUACAACAAAUGUGUUCUGAAGGAACAGAAUAUGCAUAAUAACCUAGAGCUGUUCUUGUAUUGGAACUAGAACAGUAAAGCUAAAACAGAAUAUUUCUUGACUUGCUGAGGGCAAUAUCACUUAAGGUGAUGUUUGGAAAAUGAGUAUAUGUUGGUGUGGAAGUAGAGUACAUGGUUUAGCCUUGGAAACUGGCUUGUGUGAUCCUCAUACUGUCACAUAUGGUGCUUUGAAUUUUCAGUAGUGCAAACAAAAAUAAAGUUGCACUGGGAACUUGGCACAACCUCAUUAACUUCACUCUCCAAACUCUGACACAAUCUUUAAGAGUAAUGGUUUUCUAAAACGCUGCAUGGAUUCAUUAAUCACAAGUUGUAUGAAAAUCAGCUGAGGUCUAUGGGAAAAUUAGCUGCCACACAUGGCCAUAAUCUGGAUAAUUUAAUAUGUACACUGUACUCUGUACCUUAAUCCUAAUUGUAAAUUAGAUGAUCUAUUAAAGUACAUCUGUUUAGCUUGGUUACUGUGACUUCUACCAUGUGCUGCUGUAAACUAUUCUAUCUUCAUUAAAUAUUCAUAUUUAGUACCUUC